GCUGACGAGCAGCAGCGGCACCAUGACCUGAUGCCCUACAUCGAUGAUUCACCCUCCUCUUCCCCACACCUCGGCUCCAAGUGCCGAGGCAGCCGAGAUGCCCUUUCCUUGGGAUCACUGGAGUCUGCCAAGUCAGGCGAGCCGGACUUGGAGAAGGGCUUGGAGAUGAGGAAGUGGGUCCUGUCAGGGAUCCUGGCCAGUGAAGAAACGUAUUUAAGCCACCUGGAGGCUCUGCUGCUGCCCAUGAAGCCUCUGAAAGCCGCUGCCACCACCUCCCAGCCAGUGCUGACGAGCCAGCAGAUCGAGACCAUCUUCUUCAAAGUGCCAGAGCUUUUCGAGAUCCACAAGGAGUUCUACGACCGGCUCUGCCCGCGUGUCCAGCAGUGGAGCCACCAGCAGCGUGUGGGGGACCUUUUCCAGAAGCUGGCCAGCCAGCUGGGCGUGUACCGGGCCUUUGUGGACAACUACGAGGUUGCCAUGGAGACAGCAGAGAAGUGUUGCCAGGCCAACGCUCAGUUUGCGGAAAUCUCCGAGAAUCUCAAAGCGAGGAGCACCAGGGAUUCCAAAGACCAGAUGACGAAAUACUCUUUGGAAACGCUCCUCUACAAGCCCGUGGACCGCGUCACGCGCAGCACGCUUGUGCUCCACGAUUUGCUGAAGCACACGCCGCCAAGCCACCCUGACUGCCUGCUCCUGCAGGACGCCCUCCGCAUCUCCCAGAACUUCUUGUCCAGCAUCAAUGAGGAGAUCACGCCCAGGAGACAAUCCAUGACGGUCCAGCGAGGAGAGCACCGGCAGCUUCUGAAGGACCGCUUCAUGGUGGAGCUCGUGGAAGGAGCCCGCAAGCUGCGCCACGUCUUCCUUUUCACGGACCUGUUCCUGUGUGCCAAGCUCAAGAAGCACCUUGGAGGGAGGAGCCAGCAGUACGACUGCAAGUGGUACAUUCCGCUGCCAGACCUCAGUUUCCAGGUGGUGGACGAUGCAGAGGCUGCCCCCAACAUCCCCCUUGUGCCGGACGAGGAGCUGGAUGCCAUGAAGAUCAAGAUUACCCAGCUCAAGAGUGACAUCCAGCGAGAAAAAAGAGCUAAUAAGGGUAGCAAGAAUGUGGAGAGGUUGAAAAAGAAGCUCUCGGAACAGGAGUCCUUGCUUCUGCUGAUGUCUCCCAACAUGGCUUUCCGAGUACAUAACCGCAACGGCAAGAGCUACACGUUCCUCAUCUCUUCUGAUUACGAGCGAGCGGAGUGGCGAGAGAUCAUCCGUGAGCAGCAGAAGAAGUGCUUCAAGAGUUUCUCCCUCACAUCGGUGGAGCUGCAGAUGCUGACAAAUUCCUGUGUGAAACUUCAGACUGUGCAUCACAUCCCCCUCACGAUAAACAAGGAAGAUGACGAGUCACCCGGCCUCUAUGGAUUCCUGAAUGUCAUCGUCCACUCGGCCACGGGCUUCAAGCAGAGCUCAAACCUGUACUGCACCUUAGAAGUGGACUCCUUUGGGUACUUUGUGAACAAGGCAAAAACCAGAGUCUACAGAGAUACUGCGGAGCCGAACUGGAACGAGGAAUUCGAGAUAGAGCUGGAGGGCUCCCAGACCCUGCGGCUCCUGUGCUAUGAGAAGUGCUACAACAAAGUGAAGCCCCCCAAAGAGGAUGGAGAGACCACCGACCGGAUUAUGGGCAAAGGCCAAAUCCAGCUGGAUCCACAGGCCUUCCAGGAGAAAGACUGGCAGCGCACAGUCAUCCUGAUGGGCGGAGUUGAAGUGAAACUGUCCGUGAAGUUUACAAGCAGGGAGUUCAGCUUAAAGAGGAUGCCCUCUCGCAAGCAGACAGGAGUGUUUGGAGUGAAGAUUGCAGUUGUUACCAAGAGGGAGCGGUCGAAGGUGCCUUACAUUGUGCGCCAGUGUGUGGAGGAGGUGGAGCGCCGCGGCCUGGAGGAGGUGGGCAUCUACCGUGUCUCCGGGGUUGCCACCGAUAUCCAGGCGUUGAAAGCUGCUUUUGAUGCCAACAACAAAGAUGUCUCCGUCAUGAUGAACGAGAUGGACGUCAAUGCCAUUGCAGGGACACUGAAACUGUACUUCCGAGAGCUGCCAGAGCCCCUCUUCACAGAUGAGCUUUACCCCAACUUUGCUGGAGGCAUCGCGCUUUCGGACCCAGUUGCAAAAGAAAGCUGCAUGCUGAAUUUACUGCUGUCUCUGCCAGAACCCAACCUAGUUACAUUCCUUUUCCUCCUGGACCAUUUGAAAAGGGUUGCUGAGAAGGAGACCAUUAACAAGAUGUCGCUGCACAAUCUGGCCACUGUAUUUGGACCAACGCUGCUCAGACCAUCAGAAAAGGACAGCAAAAUCCCCGCGAAUCCUGCCCAGCCCAUAGCGAUGACUGACAGCUGGUCACUGGAAGUCAUGUCCCAGGUCCAGGUUCUGCUGUACUUCCUGCAACUGGAGGCUAUUCCAACCCCAGACAGCAAGAGGCAGAGCAUCCUGUUCUCCACAGAAGUGUAG
Molecule: messenger RNA, 2490 nt
Organism: Varanus komodoensis (Komodo dragon)
Lineage: Eukaryota; Metazoa; Chordata; Lepidosauria; Squamata; Varanidae
Gene: BCR
Product: BCR activator of RhoGEF and GTPase
Exons: 22
Coding region: 31-2490 (819 amino acids)
Biological process (GO): intracellular signal transduction; positive regulation of GTPase activity
Cellular component (GO): membrane
Molecular function (GO): GTPase activator activity; guanyl-nucleotide exchange factor activity
Source: RefSeq, a predicted model, not a curated record